Messenger RNA from Fomitiporia mediterranea MF3/22, 459 nucleotides. RefSeq lists its product as uncharacterized. NCBI's taxonomy places the organism in Eukaryota, Fungi, Basidiomycota, Agaricomycetes, Hymenochaetales, Hymenochaetaceae. The record is from RefSeq and is a predicted model, not a curated record. Bases 1 to 459 code for a protein of 152 amino acids. The transcript has a single exon.
AUGGUACGGUACCGAGCCCUAGAGACGAGUGAUGGUCAUGACCAAUCCACGUCGCCUACCGCCGUCACUACCUACAGCAGCCCGAGUCCGGAGUCGGGGAAGUCACCGACGAAGAGGAUAACCAAGCUCUUCCCGUUCGGGCAUUUGCGCGACAAUGACAGCAACGGUUCAUUGUUCUCGUCGAAGACCACAAUUUCCAAUUCGAAUCCGCAUCUCGGGCAGAGGGGAUCGUCAAUGGGGCUACCGAAUCCGUUUGAGAUUGCUGCUGCGUUGACGGCAACGGCGAAGGGUCUCUCGCCGAUGCACUUACUCCCGAACCAUAAACACGCGAACUUGGAUGUGAGACAGUCUGAUUCACCCGAGUCGUUCAUAAUCAUUAACGAAGAGGAUGGGAUCCCAACUCCCAUGCGGCAACAGCGCUUUGAGAAUGCAAAUGCUGGCACGAUCGUAGAUGAAUGA